Doryrhamphus excisus (bluestripe pipefish) is the source of this 2102-nucleotide messenger RNA. RefSeq names its product methionyl aminopeptidase type 1D (mitochondrial) (gene metap1d). Gene Ontology annotation, biological process: proteolysis. Gene Ontology annotation, molecular function: metalloaminopeptidase activity. The record is from RefSeq and is a predicted model, not a curated record. NCBI's taxonomy places the organism in Eukaryota, Metazoa, Chordata, Actinopteri, Syngnathiformes, Syngnathidae.
CAAUUGUUGCUGUUGCAAUGUGUCAUGUGACGCGGUGGGCGGUACCACGUGAACAGCAAUGGCGCUCUCCAGUUCUGCCAGGCUCAUAACGAGAUCAGGACUCGGCUGUCUUUUUCGGAGAGGGUGCCGUCUUGAACCAUGCAGGGUCUCCCCAAUGCUACUGUGUCAGCAACAUCGCUGCUUCUUCUGGAGAAAGUGGAAGAAUUCCCAUUUUCACAGUGUAGUUCGUCCUGCUACUGUUAGGCCUGCCUAUCCAGUACCAAAGCACAUUGUGCGUCCAGAUUACGUUGGCACUGGACUGGUCCCGGAAUGGCCUGACUACAUAGAAAUAAAAAAUACAGAGCAAAUUGAAGGCCUUGCCAGAGCCUGCCAGCUGGCUCGACGUGUGCUGCUACUAGCCGGACGCAGUUUGAAAGUUGGCAUGACAACAGAUGAACUAGACUUUAUUGUACAUCAGGAGACUAUCCGGCACAACGCCUACCCCUCCCCUCUCAGAUAUGGGGGUUUCCCAAAAUCGGUUUGUACGUCUGUGAACAACGUGGUGUGUCAUGGCAUACCUGACAGUCGGCCACUUCAAGAUGGUGAUAUUAUCAACAUUGAUGUCACUGUGUAUUUGGAUGGUUACCACGGUGACACGUCAGAAACCUUCUUAGUCGGCCAGGUGGAUGAAGCUGGGCGGCGACUGGUUGAAACAGCGAGGCGCUGCCGAGAUGAAGCCAUUGCUGCUUGCAAGCCGGGUGCACAGCUUUGUGUUAUUGGGAACACUGUUAGUGAAAUAGCUCAUACCAAUGGGUUCCAAGUGUGUCCUUAUUUCAUUGGACAUGGUAUCGGCUCCUACUUUCAUUGCCAUCCUGAAAUCUGGCACCACGCAAAUGAUAAUGACAUGACCAUGGAUGAAGGCAUGGCUUUCACAAUAGAACCCAUACUGAUGGAGGGGUCUCCAGAGUUUAAAAUAUUAAAAGAUAAGUGGACAGCAGUGUCUGCAGACGAUAAGAGGUCGGCUCAGUUCGAACACACGGUGGUUAUCACAUCUGAUGGAGUGGAAAUUCUCACCGAAUUGCCCGAAGAGAACAAUCUGUGACCUGAAGACAUUUAACGGUCAACUGUUUACCUGUGAAAAACUACUUGAAUCAAGCAUCAGGACAAAUGUGCAAUUCCCACCUUUAAGGCAGAUUUGAAUACAUCUAUUUCACAUUUCAAUUAGAUUUAUUUUUCCACCCUUGGCAGUAGACUUUUUAAAAUCAGCCUUUAAAAUGUAGCAGUUUUAUGAUUGACUGUUGAGGUUAGAUUAUAACAGCACAACUCUCAUGAAUAAACAUCUUAGUAAAAACCACCCCUCUCAAUUGUAUUCAUUUAUUAUAUCCUUAAUUUGUGUGUAACAUGCAUGAUACAUUGAGUCAAAAUCAAUUUGUUCCUAUUUUUUUUAAAGCUAGACCCUCAUUUCCUCAAAUAUUGGGGACAUUUAUUUACUCAACUACAGAAAGUACAAGGCGUAGGAGUACAUGUAAUACAUUUGUGUGUUCUUUUUAUUGUUGUGGAACUCAUUGUUCUCUAACUACCAUUUUAUGGUUUAAAAGAACAGAUUGUACCCAAAAAAGGUAUUUUUCACAAUUCAGAAUUUUGCUGCAUAAAAAUGGGUAUUAUUUGUCUUUGGGUGCGGGUAAAAAACUGGACACAGAUUUUUGUAGUGGCUACACACACACAAAAACAGUCUCAUAAAAGUGGUCUACCAUUUGCAGUCAUUCUGUUGUUACAGUAGGUGACACAUUGAGUGAGAGAUAAUAUUAGUAGCUAAACUUUGUCAAAUAACUGUCAAACAUGACUACUGCACGUGCCUGUUAUGUAGUGCGUGGUUCAAGUGUUCGAAGCAGAAAAGGGGGAUAUAAUGAUUUCAGUACAUUCAAAAGUUAGCGCCGUUUAGGCAGCUGCCUAUAUUAUCUGUAACAUACAGCAGCUUUAAGUUGAUCAAUUUAUAUGGCAUUUAUAGAUAUAUAUAUGUUUGUUUCAGGUCUGGGUAACCUACCUUUUUUCUCACCUCUGACACUUCUCCACUUACCUUUGUACCAUUUCAAGCAAUUCAUUGUACUUGAAUGACUUUCAUU